Brassica oleracea var. oleracea is the source of this 2639-nucleotide messenger RNA. RefSeq names its product protein ENHANCED DISEASE RESISTANCE 2-like. The transcript is spliced from 22 exons. Gene Ontology annotation, molecular function: lipid binding. Bases 309 to 2417 code for a protein of 702 amino acids. NCBI's taxonomy places the organism in Eukaryota, Viridiplantae, Streptophyta, Magnoliopsida, Brassicales, Brassicaceae. The record is from RefSeq and is a predicted model, not a curated record.
UUAUAUUAUUUCUUUGUCUCUCUACGGUUUUUCCCUGAAGAAGAAAAUUUUCUGUUUCUGUCAAAGUUGAAUCGCUUUCUCUUUGUUUUUUCGUCGUCUACAAACUUGAUUCUUUCUCCGGAGCUUCGAGCUCUUUAAAUCUUCGCCGGAAUCCAACACCAGAUUCCGGCGCCGGAGCUCCGAUGAACAACACAGGUCAUGUCCAAGUAGUAUAUGAUCAUCUCCCGCGGAAAUACAUAUAGUUCCAGUUUCGGUUUUCCGUGGGGAAAGUUGUGCCCUUGUUCUUCCUUCUCGUACGGACAGGGAGAAUGUCAAAGGUAGUGUACGAAGGGUGGAUGGUGAGGUAUGGAAGGAGGAAGAUCGGACGGUCGUAUAUUCAUAUGAGGUACUUCGUUUUGGAGCCUCGUCUUAUGGCCUAUUACAAGAAGAAACCUCAGGAUUCUCAGGUUCCUAUCAAGACCAUGUUAAUUGAUGGCAACUGCAGAGUUGAAGAUCGAGGCUUGAAGACGCAUCAUGGUCAUAUGGUUUACGUGUUGUCUGUCUAUAACAAGAAAGAAAAGCACCAUAGAAUAACGAUGGCAGCGUUCAACAUCCAGGAAGCACUUAUGUGGAAGGAAAAAAUUGAGUCUGUUAUAGACCAGCAUCAAGAGUCUCAAGUUCUAAAUGGUCAGCAAUAUGUUGCAUUUGAAUAUAAGUCUGGAAUGGAUAAUGGAAGGACUGCUUCAUCUUCAGAUUAUGAAAGCCAAUUCAGUGCACCAGAAGAUGAAGAUGACUCUAGGCGUCGUUUAGUGAGAAGGACUACUAUUGGAAAUGGUCCCCCGCCAUCUGUACUUGACUGGACUAAGGAGUUUGAUGCAGAGUUGGCGAACCAGAAUUCUGAUAACCAAGCUUUCUCGAGAAAACACUGGCGUCUUCUUCAGUGCCAAAACGGUCUUCGGAUUUUUGAAGAGCUUCUUGAAGUUGAUUACCUUCCGAGAAGCUGCAGCAGGGCAAUGAAAGCUGUUGGAGUAGUGGAGGCAACAUGUGAGGAAGUAUUCGAACUUGUGAUGAGCAUGGAUGGCACUCGUUAUGAGUGGGACUGCAGCUUUCAGUAUGGUAGCUUAGUGGAAGAGGUGGAUGGUCACACAGCAGUGCUCUAUCGUAGACUUUUGCUCGACUGGUUUCCAAUGGUUGUGUGGCCUCGUGACCUCUGUUAUGUCCGCUAUUGGCGCCGUAAUGAUGAUGGGAGUUAUGUUGUGUUGUUCCGUUCUAGGGAGCAUGAUAACUGUGGUCCACAACCUGGCUGUGUCCGUGCUCAUCUUGAGAGUGGAGGAUAUAAUAUUGCCCCACUAAAGCCACGAAAUGGGAGGCCUAGAACACAGGUGCAACAUCUAAUACAAAUUGAUUUAAAAGGGUGGGGUGCAGGCUACCUUCCAGCAUUUCAACAACAUUGUCUUCUUCAAAUGCUGAAUAGUGUUGCUGGUUUGCGGGAAUGGUUUUCACAGACAGAUGAGAGAGGUGUUCAUACCCGGAUCCCUGUUAUGGUUAACAUGGCAUCAUCUUCCUUGAGCUUGAGUAAGAGUGGAAGGUCUCUGCAUCAGUCUGCCUUUUCUGUUGAUCAAACAAAUGCUGCCAACAGAAACUCUGUGCUCAUGGAUGAAGACUCUGAUGAUGAUGAUGAUGAGUUUCAGAUCGCUGAAUCAGAAAAAGAGGGUGAAACAAGUAAGAUAGAGACUGAUGUCAAGAAAACAGAAGAAGAACCUGCACACAAGAUUGAUCUGUCAUGCUUCUCGGGUAACCUAAAGCGGAAUGAAAAUGAAAAUGCUCGUAACUGCUGGAGGACUUCUGACGGGAACAACUUCAAAGUUCGUAGCAAGAACUUUUGUGAUGAUAAAAGAAAGAUUCCUGCUGGGAAGCAUCUUAUGGACCUCGUUGCUGUCGAUUGGUUCAAAGACAGUAAAAGAAUAGAUCAUGUGGCUAGACGUAAGGGCUGUGCAGCACAAGUUGCUGCAGAGAAAGGUCUAUUCUCAAUGGUUGUAAAUGUACAAGUUCCAGGGUCAACACACUACAGUAUGGUGUUUUAUUUCGUGACGAAAGAACUUGUACCCGGGUCCUUAUUGCAACGAUUUGUUGAUGGGGAUGAUGAGUUCCGGAAUAGUAGGCUAAAGCUUAUACCUUUAGUUCCUAAGGGGUCAUGGAUAGUAAGGCAAAGCGUGGGAAGCACUCCAUGUCUCCUAGGGAAAGCAGUGGACUGCAACUACAUUCGUGGCCCGACAUACUUAGAAAUUGAUGUGGAUAUUGGUUCAUCAACUGUUGCAAAUGGAGUGUUGGGACUCGUCAUUGGUGUAAUCACAUCGUUGGUUGUCGAAAUGGCUUUCCUUGUACAGUUUGGUUUUGGCAGGCAAAUGCACCGGAAGAAUUGCCAGAGAGGCUUAUAGGUGCGGUUCGGGUUUCGCAUAUAGAACUCUCUUCAGCUAUAGUUCCAAAUCUGGAGUCAGGUUAAUAAUAUAGUGUAUGACUCCUUAACACCUCCCUUAGAAAUUACUAUCAAACUUCAUAUAUGUUCUGUCAUAUCAAAGUGUUUUGGUGGCUCUUUGGAAAUGUUCACUGUUGUAAUUUCAUUUCAUGGUGAAAAAUAUAUAUGUCUGUUAUAUAUCCUC